Gasterosteus aculeatus aculeatus (three-spined stickleback) is the source of this 502-nucleotide messenger RNA. RefSeq names its product sperm acrosome membrane-associated protein 4. Lineage: Eukaryota; Metazoa; Chordata; Actinopteri; Perciformes; Gasterosteidae. The record is from RefSeq and is a predicted model, not a curated record. Gene Ontology annotation, biological process: sperm-egg recognition. Gene Ontology annotation, cellular component: membrane.
GAGGAAACCGUUUUCCUGCUCAGACAUCAUAACGGUUUGAUUCCUCCAGCAGCUCCUCCUGAAUCCCGGUGGCCUCGUCUCGCUCCUCUUCCUCAAGAUGAACAGAAUUAUUCUCCAGCUUGUUGCUGUCGGAUUCUGCUUUGCAGUCGUUCAAGCGCUGCAGUGCUACGAAUGCAAAUUUGGCUUGGGGGACCUAUGCGCUACAUCUAAAGUCACUUGUAAAAGCGGAGAACAAUGCUUCAGUGGUGUUGGGGAAGCAGUCGGCUUUGUGAACAUCAAAAUGAAGGGCUGUCUAGCAUUGGACAAGUGCAACAAGACUGAGGACACGACCUUCCCCGGCUUCACCAACGCCACCGUCUACAAGAUGACAAGGACGUGCUGCCCCACCGACCUUGGCACCGCUGCGCCCGCGCUGCGGGGUUCUUGCGGCUGGAGCCUGACCUUCGCCACCAUCAAUGCUCUGUUUGUGGCCCAACAACCUGGUGUAACGGGAAAGGACUGA